Messenger RNA from Nilaparvata lugens (brown planthopper), 1326 nucleotides. Its product is annotated as ninjurin-1-like. Gene Ontology annotation, biological process: cell adhesion; tissue regeneration. The record is from RefSeq and is a predicted model, not a curated record. NCBI's taxonomy places the organism in Eukaryota, Metazoa, Arthropoda, Insecta, Hemiptera, Delphacidae. Gene Ontology annotation, cellular component: membrane. Bases 410 to 895 code for a protein of 161 amino acids. The transcript has 2 exons.
AAAUGUCAUAUCAUUACAGGAAAAUAAAUAGGUUAAUGAAAAUCAAAUCCUUUCUUCACGGGAGCUUCAUUGUGGAAUCAUUAUUUGAAGGACAUAACAGACCUUCUGAUAGUAAUAGGAAUGUUUACAGUCAAUGGUUUAUUAUCUUUUAGGCGGAUACGAUCGACCACAAUAUUUUCCCCAUUGAUAUGAAAGUCGUACCGUACGGAAUUGUUAAAAAAAUAAUCUCUCUAUAGUAUUUAAUUUGAUAUCAGUUCAAAAGUUUCAACUAUUAGUGGAGUACGAAAAUUUUAGUAUCUAUCAUAAACACAUACGGUUUACAUUAUUCUACUGUAAGACUAUUAAAUACAGCGAAGUCUACAUAGAAUAUUGUGUUUGCUGCAGUUUUUGUUAAUUUUUCACUUCAAAGAUGUCAAUAGAAAUGGUUGAGAAAGCAAAGAGUGAAACGGAUUUGGAUAGAAAGGAAGAUAUUGUAAUGGAAACUCAAGAGGAGGAAUUCGUUGAAGAUGAAGUGGUAAUACUGAAGCGAAAAAACACCUAUGCUGCUAAAAAGACUGUUGCUCAAGGAAUGAUGGACCUGGCACUUAUAACUGCCAACGCUAAUCAAAUGAAGUUUAUGAUCCAGUUCUACAAAAAUCGAGAUUUCACAUUUUGGACAGUCAUGGUUCUAAUCUGGUUGAGUUUAAUCAUUCAGGUUGCAGUUGGUGUGGUAUUGAUAUUCAAAAGGAGAUUCGACUUGAAACAUCACCAACACGAGCAUGGAAUUCGCAUGGGAAACUACGUUAUUGUGGGAGUUUUUCUUGUCACCGUCAUAAAUGUGUUCAUUGCAUCUUUCAGCAUUGGUAAUACUGCUGAUCCCCCCGUAGCCCAACCAGCUACUGCCACUUCUAAAUAGAUAAAUUCCCAUUUUCCAUAAAAAAUGUGUUCAUUACAAUCAUAUUUUAGCAUUGGUAAUACUGCUGAUCCCCCGGUAGCCCAACCAGUUACUGCCACUUCUAAAUAGAUAAAUUCCCAUUUCUAAUAAAAAAUGUGUUCAUUGCAUCCAUUACUAUUGGUAAUACUGCUGAUACCUCUGUAGCCCAACCAGUUACUGCCACUACUAUAUAGAUAAAUUCAUAUUUUCCAUAAUAUAAAAGAUUGGAUAAUGAGUAAACCUCUCAUUAUAUAGGCCUAUAUAUAUUUUCUUAAAAGAGUCAACGUAGCCUACUAAAAUAUCUUACAGCUCUUCCUGUCACUAUUAAUUAAGCAGUGAACAAUCAUUUCUCUUAACUGAAAAUUAGACAUCCAAUGAAUUUUAUGUUAAUUUAAAUGAGUAUUUGGUGGUGA